GAGCCUCUGAUCUCCGCCUGCCUCAAUACAGAGCGGCUGGGAGGGGGAGAUCGGACCCCAAAGUUAAAGCGGAGCCCCGCCCCCCUUCCAUGUCCUCGGCACUGCGCAGUCACCAUCUGGGUUAUUGAAUGAACACGGACGUCCAUUGGUCGCUCUGGGGAGGGCGGCGAUUGGCAGGAGGACUCCAUGGGGUGGAUCCUCCAAAGGAAGAGGUGGAACUAGUGGAGAAAAGGGCAUGAAGCCUCCACUUCCGGAACUAAACCGGGCAACGACUGAGCUGCCAGAAUCGGCGACAGAGGAGGCGGUUUGAUGCAGGAGGACGGAGGAUGGCAGCAGAUGCAGGAAAGAGGCGCUGCCCAGGAGGAGGAGGGGGAGGAGAGCGGGCCCCGCGGAGCAGCCCUGACCGGUUCCGGCACGGCUUCCCCGGGAGACAGCGGGGAAAGGCCGGGGGGCUCCGGGGCUGCAGGAGGGAGGAGCCCAGCAGAGCCCGGGAAAGGUGGCUGCCUGGAGGGCGAUGCGGGGAGGAGGAAAUGGGCGGAGACCCCGAGAUGGGCCUGGAGGGCGGAGGCUCCUUCGGAAGACCCCCAAAGCCCCGAAGGAUCCGGGAGGAAGCAAAGGAAUAUCCAUGCCCAGAAUGUGGAAAAUCCUUCAAAAGAAAUCAUCAUCUCCAAAGGCAUCUUAGCAUCCACUCAGGAAAAAAACCUCAUAAAUGCCUGGAGUGUGGAAAGAGCUUCCGUCAAAGGGAAAAUCUCCAUUCACAUCAAAGACUCCAUUUAGAAAACCAGUACCAAUGCUGGCAAUGUGAAAAAUCCUUCAAAACAAUUCAAAUCCUUGAAAAACAUGUAAGAAUCCAUUCAUUAGAGAAACCAUUUAAAUGCCUGGAGUGUGGAAAGAGCUUCCAUCAUUGGAGUAACUUCGAUAUACAUGAAAGAAUCCAUUCAGAAGAAAAAAAGUAUGAAUGCCCAAAAUGUAAAAAAUCCUUCAAAAGAAACGACCAUCUUCAAAGGCAUCUAAUAAUCCACUCGGUAGAAAAACCUCACAAAUGCCUGGAGUGUGGAAAGAGCUUCAGUCAGAGGGGACAUCUUUAUAGACAUCAAAGAGUCCAUUUACAAGAAGAGUUUGAAUGUGGGGAAUGUGAAAAAUCCUUCAAAACAAUUCAAAUUCUUGAAAAACAUCUAAGAAUCCACAAGCCAAAUAUAUGCCUGGAGUGUGGAAAGAGCUUCAGUCAAAGGGGAAGUCUUGAUAGCCAUCAAAGAAUCCACACAGGAGAAAAACCCUACAAAUGCCUGGAGUGUGGAAAGAGCUUUACUGAGGGUGGACACCUCCGUCGACAUCAAAGAGUCCACACAGGAGAAAAACCACAUAAAUGCCUGGAAUGUGGAAAGUGUUUCAGUAGGAGAGGAACACUGUAUGGACAUAAAAUGAUUCACACAGGAGAAAAACCGCAUAAAUGUCUGCAGUGUGGAAAGAGCUUCAGUCAGAAAGGAACCCUUGACGGACAUCAAAGAAUCCACUCAGGAGAAAAACCCUACAAAUGCCUGGAGUGUGGAAAGAGCUUUAUUGAGCGUAGUAGCCUCCGUCGACACCAAAGUGUCCACACAGGAGAAAAACCACAUAAAUGCCUCGAAUGUGGAAAGUGUUUCAGUCGGAGAGGACACCUUAAAAGACAUCAAAAAAUCCACUCAUGGGAGAAACCAUAUAAAUGUCUGGAGUGUGGAAAAAGCUUCAGUCAGAGAGGAAAACUUUCACUCCAUCAAAAAAUCCAUUCCGGAGAAAAACCACAUUAAUGCCUGGAGUGUGGAAAGAGCUAUACUCAGUGUAGGGGCCUCCAUCGAUUCACGCGGGAGAAAAAUUAUAAACAUGAGUGUGAAAAGCCUUCAGUCCCAGAGUGUAUCUCAGGAAUUGAAUUGAAUUGCGCAUUAAAUCUGGCCAAGUGUGAAUAGGCACACUAGGAAUUUGUCUUAAGCUCUCAGUGUACAUACAAAGCAACAGAAUAAUGAUAUUCAUGAUAAUUAUAAUAAUUCCAAUAUGAGGGCGGAGUAAAGAAGAUAUUAAGAAGGGUAAAUAAUAACUGCCAAAUAAGGGACUUUCCCAGGCUGAAUAAUAAAGGGCUUUUUCAAUUGUACAUAUGAGAUGUUUCAACUGGCUGAAAUUGUACUUUUUCACAACAGACUUUCCUGAUUCAUGAUGCCAUUUCCCAUCUGGACGUUCUUUUAAUGCAAGGCUCAUUAUUGUAAUAUGGGAUGUUAAUUUCCAUGUCUCUGAUGUAACUGUAACUGAGCAAGGUGAUUUCUUCCAGGGUGGAUUUGAUUUAAAUCACGUUGUUUUAAAUCACGAUUUAAUUUAUUAUGUAAAUCACUAGCAAAAAGGCCCAUGGUUACUGUGAAAUUGUGUGAAUGUAUCAGUGCAGUGCAUGUUAUCUCAGCUUGCAGAGCUUGGAUUCAUUGAAUGAGUUUCCCAGAAAUUUAAAUAUUGCAGAAAAUACCCCUUCAUGCUUCAUAACUAAGCUCCAUUUCAUGCUGAAUAAACUAAAUUGUUAAUACAUCUUAAAUAUAGAACGAUCUUUAGAUAGAUUUUUACAUCAAAAGCAUUUUAUUGAAAUGAAUUUGCUAAAAAUAAAAAACCCGAUUUCAAUAAAAAAAAAUCUA
This is a messenger RNA of Pantherophis guttatus, 2648 nucleotides long. RefSeq lists its product as uncharacterized. Lineage: Eukaryota; Metazoa; Chordata; Lepidosauria; Squamata; Colubridae. Gene Ontology annotation, cellular component: nucleus. Gene Ontology annotation, molecular function: DNA-binding transcription factor activity, RNA polymerase II-specific; RNA polymerase II transcription regulatory region sequence-specific DNA binding. Gene Ontology annotation, biological process: regulation of transcription by RNA polymerase II. The record is from RefSeq and is a predicted model, not a curated record.